Cephus cinctus (wheat stem sawfly) is the source of this 2356-nucleotide messenger RNA. RefSeq names its product synaptic vesicle glycoprotein 2B. Lineage: Eukaryota; Metazoa; Arthropoda; Insecta; Hymenoptera; Cephidae. Bases 274 to 1962 code for a protein of 562 amino acids. The transcript has 12 exons. Gene Ontology annotation, cellular component: membrane. The record is from RefSeq and is a predicted model, not a curated record. Gene Ontology annotation, biological process: transmembrane transport. Gene Ontology annotation, molecular function: transmembrane transporter activity.
CAGUUUGAAAUUCUAAGAAUUUUCUAUUCAAAUUUAAUUCGUCCCGCCAUUACACUCGGAAGGAUUCAAAACGUACGUGUAAAUAUACAACAGAAAUUACAACGUGUUUGGUUUGGUGUGGAAAAUAUUGAGAGAAAAAAAAGUUUCUAAUACAUUUGAGUCUACCGUUGGAAGUUUAAUAAGGCCGAAGUAGUCAGUAUCGAUAGCUGUUUCGUACAGUUAAGUUCAAUUUGUUAAAAGAUUUUUUAUCCUUGUUAAUUAGUCUUACCUAUUAUGUAUAAGUCUCUUAAAAAUUAUAAAUUAUUGCCAGAUGUAAAAAACAACGAUCUCUAUACUAUUUCUUUACCAGAUAGUGUUAAGAAGCCUGACGGAGGUGAAGGUCAAAACCAAAAGGCGGAUGAACGUUCGGUAGAUUUCGAACGAGCGAUAACACUCGCUGGAUAUGGAAAGUUUAAUUAUCUACUGCUAUUGGCGAUCGUGCCUGCGGGUUGGGCAAGCGUCUACAAUUCCACCGUAAUGUCCUACGUUUUACCAUCGGCAGAAUGUGAUUUGGAAUUGACUAUGUUUGAUAAAGGUCUUUUAAAUUCUAUGGUGUUUGCAGGAAUGAUUAGCAGUUCUUUCAUAUGGGGAUUGACGACUGAUACAUUCGGCCGAAAAAAUACUUUAUUUUAUGGCUAUUUAUGUGAUGGCAUAUUUAACGUAGCCAGUAUAUUCUCUAGAGCAUCGUGGAUACUGAUUCUCUUCAAGUUCCUGAGUGGCGUUAUAAUAUCGGGUCCCUUCGCCUCCCUAAUGUCUUACCUGGCUGAAAUUCAUGGCGAAGAGCACCGAUCGCGAACUUAUAUGUGGCUAGGUGUUUUCUUUUCCCUUGGGAACAUAUCGGUACCUUGUAUCGCAUGGCUGAUUAUACCUCAGGAUUGGCAAUUGAAUAUCUUUGACGGCUUCGUCGUUCUCAAUUCUUGGAGGAUUUUUCUUGCAAUCUCUUCAAUACCAUCGUUUGCCGCUUGUCUGGCCAUAUCCUUCUUUCCAGAAAGUCCACGCUUCCUCAUAUCCAAAUGUCGGCUGCAAGAAGCUCUCGAGGUCUUUAAGAAAAUCUACGCCAUGAAUACUGGAAAACAUCCUGACACGUAUCCGGUGAAAUCGCUCGCUGAGGAAACGUCGAUGGAAGCAUCAGGAAAGAGUUUCGUGCAUAUGAUGCGUUGCGGUUGGCGACAAACCAAACCUUUAUUUGCAGCACCAAAUAUUUCAAAACUCAUAUUAAUAUCUUCAAUUCAGUUUGGUGCUACUUUGGGAUCAAAUUCUUUACGUUUAUGGAUGCCACAAUUAUUUGCCAUGAUAGAAACAUAUCAAAGUAUGCAUCCUCUUGAAAGUAGUGGUUCUUACCCAUCGGUAUGUUACAUGUUGGAUAAAACAAACUAUCGACCACAAAGUAACAUUACAAUUGGAUCUACGAACAAUCCAAAUACUUGCACUGAGAUGGUUCUGGAUUCCACAGUUUAUAUAAAUUCUAUGGUUAUUGCUCUUACAGGAGUUAUAGGAUAUACUAUGGCUGGUACAUUGAUAAAUGCUGUAGGGAAGAAGAAACUUAUGGUAUUUUGCUUCGCCUUGGCUGGUUCAUGCUGUGGAAUUCUUUACUGGGCUGAAGACUCUAAUGGUAUUUUAGGACUUUCUUCAGUUUUCGUAGCCAUGGCCAGUAUUGGCGGUGCAACUGUAGUCAAUGUUAUAGUUGACAAUUUUCCAACAUAUCUCAGAACUAUGGCAGUCAGUGUAACCAUGGUAAUUGGCAGAUUCGGAGCUGUUAUAGGAAAUUUAUUAUUUCCUAUUUUAUUAAAUAUAGGUUGUUUAGGACCUUUCAUAAUGAUUGGCUCCGCAUGUCUCGCCUGUGCACUGCUUGUUCUCUUCUUACCUACGCAUAGUAGUUCUACAAAAAAAGCAGUAAGCGACGAAGGUACGGAAAAAAAAUAAAAAUGCAAAAACCCUUAGUGCAAAAUAUUAUACAGAAUUACGUCGAGUAACGAACAUAAGAUUGUUGUAAAUAAUACAUUUUAACACAGAUAGGCAUACCAAGCGAAUAUCGUUCCCUUAUUAUUAUUGUUAUUUUCACAAGCAGAUAUUCGCAAACUGAAAAUUGUUACCUCUCUCGUUAAUGGUAAUUAUUUGUUUGCGUGUACAUUGUUGUAAUAUAUAACGCACAUACGCGUUUGAUAUUAGAUUUUUUGUAUUAUUUAUGGAACUCGCAUUCUCGUGACCAACGAUACACAUAGUGCUUAAUUAACUAUGGCUCAAUCAUACCUCAUAAAACUUACAUGAAAUAAAUGUUUAUAUUAUUUAUACAUCAUAAUAAAAAUAUAUUACUAUA